Messenger RNA from Periconia digitata, 403 nucleotides. Lineage: Eukaryota; Fungi; Ascomycota; Dothideomycetes; Pleosporales; Periconiaceae. The record is from the annotation of a GenBank genome assembly.
CUAUAUUGCUCACGGAAUAAGAAAGGUGAAGAGAAUCAUCAUCACCAUCCACACAUGAGCCCAACCAAAACCAUCACAAUGUCCGUAACCACCACCAACACAAAACAUCAUCAACCCCCUCUCUCUCAAAUUAACACGCUCACUCACCCAAAACCUCACCCUCCAACAACAUACAUAAACCCCCCACAAAAAAACCCUCAACGAAAAAAAGAUCACCUCAUCAAAUCCCACACAAAAUCUCGGAUCCAAACCAAACCAAGCCAAAACAAAAUCCGGACCCAAGCGAUCCUCAAAUCACCAGCGAUAUGUCACUCAUAUUACACAAUUUGACCUUCUUCUCUCGUGUAUCCACCCCUGUCUUGCACCCGCUUUCCGUUUCAUUCCCGCGCCGAUGUCGUGCCUU